AUGGCGUCACUGCCGCCACUGCUCUGCCUUUGCGUUGCUGCCGCGCACCUGGCGGGGGCCCGAGAUUCUUUCUCCACUGAGGGGCCCACGGGGACUGCAUGGGGGCUCCAUGGACGGUCCCUACCUCCUGGUCAACCCUCACCAAGCCUGGAAGACUGGGAAGAGGCCAGCGAGUGGACAUCCUGGUUUAACGUGGACCACCCGGGCGGCGACGGCGACUUCGAGAGCCUGGCCGCUAUCCGCUUCUAUUACGGACCUGCGCGUGUGUGCCCGCAGCCACUGGCACUGGAGGCCCGCACCACAGACUGGGCCCUGCCGGCCACCGUCGGAGAGCGGGUGCACUCGAACCCAACGCGCGGGUUUUGGUGCCUCAACCGUGAACAACCGCGCGGCCGCCGCUGCUCCAACUAUCACGUGCGCUUCCGCUGCCCCCUCGAGGCUGCGUGGGGCGCAUGGGGCCCAUGGGGCCCAUGCUCCGGGAGCUGUGGGCCUGGUCGUCGUUUGCGUCGCCGCACCUGCGCAGCCGAGGACACGUGUCCGGGACGUCCUCAGGAGGUGCAGAAAUGCGUGCUGCCUCGGUGCCCAGGGUGCAAACCCGGCACCUGUGAGUGUCCCGAUCACGUCCUUGUGGGUGCAGUGGUCACCCCAUCUGGACGACCACUACCAGGAGCCAAGGUCUUCCUGCGAGGCCAGCCACGUAUUGUGGCCACCAGUGAUGCCCAUGGAACCUUCCGGGUGCCCGGUGUGUGUGCUGGCAGCAAGGUCAAUGUCAGUGCCCAGGUAGACGGCUUCUCCAUAGGUGCAGCCCAGCCUCAGGCCAACAGUACCAUCUCAGCUGUGGUCACUGUUGUCCUGGAGAAGUUGGAGAAGCCUUACCUGAUGAAGCACCCUGAGUCCAGAGUGCGAGAGGCAGGCCAGAAUGUGACCUUCUGCUGCAAAGCUGCCGGCACCCCGACACCCAAGAAAUACUCCUGGUUCCACAAUGGGACGCUGCUGGACAGGAGAGAGUUUGGGUAUGGGACCCAACUGGAGCUUCGGGGACUGCGCCCAGACCAGGCGGGCACCUACCACUGCAAGGCCUGGAAUGACGCAGGUGCCAUCCGUUCCGCUACCGCCUCACUCACUGUGCUGGCCCCAGGCCAGCCAGCCUGUGACCCAAAACCCUUAGAGCACCUAGUCAAGCUCCCAGACGAUUGUGGUCAGCUGGACGGCAGCCCUGCCUACCUGAAUGUGGGCCGCUGCCCCGACGUGCGCUGCCCUGGCCCUGUGGCCUCCGGUCCCCGGUGUGCGGACUCCAGCUCCCGCUGCUGUUCCGUGUGGCGCCUCAAGAGUCAAAGUGUCCGCUGCUCUGGUUACGUCCUCCCGGUUAAGGUGGUGGCUGAAUGCAGCUGCCAGAAGUGCCAGCCCCGACGGGGCCUGGUCCGGGGUCGCGUGGUGGCUGCUGACUCAGGAGAGCCCCUGCAUUUUGCCCAGAUCCUACUGGGCCAAGAUCCUAUUGGCUUCACCUCUUACCAGGGUGACUUCACCAUUGAAGUGCCGCCGUCUGCUGAGCGCCUGGUGCUGACCUUCCUGGAUCCCAGCGGGGAGUUCAUGGACACCGUCAGAGUUCUACCCUUUGACCCUCGGGGUACUGGUGUGUACCAUGAGAUCAAGGCCAUGAGGAAGCAGGUUCCUGUCAUCUUGGAUGCCACUCAAAGCAACAAGAUACCACUCGGCGAGCUCCGGGAUGAGGUCCCCAUGGGCGAGCUUGUUCUGCCUCCAGGGACCUUCCGCCUCACCGAUGGCCAACCCUACGUGGGUCCUGUGGAGGCCCGGGUGACCUUUGUGGACCCUCGAGACCUGGCCACUGCAUCUGCCGCCCCCAGUGACCUGCGCUUCCUGGACCGAGAUGGCGAGCUGGCGCCCCUGCGCACAUACGGCAUGUUCUCCGUGGACCUCCGAGCUGCGGGCUCCGGGGAGCAGCUGUACGCAGGGCCCGUGACUGUGCGUGUAGCUGCUGAGCAGAUCCGCAUGGCCGGCCACGCAGAGGCGCUCAGGCUGUGGUCACUGGACCCUAGCACUGGCCUGUGGGAGGAGGAGAGCAGCUUCCGGCGUGAGGUGCCCACAGGGCCCAGGGUGCGUCGGGAGGAGCGGGUCUUCCUGGUGGGUAAUGUGGAGAUUCGUGAGCGACGCCUAUUCAACCUAGACGUGCCUGAGCGGCGCCGCUGCUUUGUCAAGGUGCGAGUCUAUGGUAAUGACAAGUUCACGCCCAGCGAGCAGGUGGAGGGCGCUGUGGUCACACUGGUCAACCUGGAACCAGCACCUGGUUUCUCAGCCAACCCGCGUGCCUGGGGUCGCUUCGACAGCGCUGUCACUGGUCCCAAUGGCGCCUGUCUCCCUGCCUUCUGUGAUGAGGUCCGGCCUGAUGCCUACACUGCCCUGGUCACAGCCACCCUGGGGGGCGAGGAGCUGGAGCCAGCACCCUCCCGGCCCCGUCCACUCCCAGACUCCGUGGGCGUCACCCAGCCCUACCUGGACAGGCUAGGCUACCGGCGCACUGACCACGAGGACCCUGCCUUCAAGCGAAAUGGCUUCCGCAUCAACAUGGCCAAGCCCAGGCCUGGUGACCCCACUGAGGCCAAAGGACCUGUGUACCCGUGGCGCAGCCUGCGGGAAUGCCAGGAGGCCCCCGUGACUGCUAAUCACUUCCGCUUUGCCCGCGUGGAGGCCGACAGGUACGAGUACAAUGUGGUCCCCUUCCGGGAAGGUGCCCCUGCCUCCUGGACCAGUGACUUCCUGGCCUGGUGGCCCAACCCGCAGGAGUUCCGGGCCUGCUUCCUCAAGGUGCGUAUCCAGGGCCCCCAGGAGUACAUGGUGCGCGCGCACAGUGCAGGGGGCAGCCACCCCCGCACCCAGGGCCAGCUCUACGGGCUGCGGGAUGCCCGCAGCGUCCGCGACCCCCAGCUGUCUGACACAUCUGCCGCCUGCGUGGAGUUCAAGUGCAGCGGGAUGCUGUUCGACCAGCAGCAGGCAGACAGGACGCUGGUGACCAUCAUGCCACAAGGCAGCUGCCGCCGCACGGCCAUCAACACGCUACUUCGGGACUACCUGGCCAGGCACCCCCCAUCUGCUCCGGCCGAUGACCCUGCCGCGUUUGCCAUGCUGGCCCCGCAAGACCCCCUGGGUCACAACUAUGGUGUCUACACAGUCACUGACCAGAGCCCGAGACUGGCUAAGGAGAUUGCCAUUGGCCGCUGCUUUGAUGGCUCCUCCGACGGCUUCUCACGAGAGAUGAAGGCUGAUGCGGGAACUGCCGUCACCUUCCAGUGCCAGGAACCCCCAGCCGACCGGCCCAGCCUCUUCCAGCGGCUGCUGGAGUCACCGGCAGCGGCCCUGGGUGACAUCCGUCGGGAGAUGAGUGAGGUGUCCCAAGCCCAGGCUCGUGCUGCUGCGUCCCUCCGAACCCGCCGGGGCAGGGCCUAG
Messenger RNA from Elephantulus edwardii (Cape elephant shrew), 3462 nucleotides. RefSeq names its product cartilage intermediate layer protein 2 (gene CILP2). The coding region runs from base 1 to 3462 and encodes 1153 amino acids. NCBI's taxonomy places the organism in Eukaryota, Metazoa, Chordata, Mammalia, Macroscelidea, Macroscelididae. The transcript is spliced from 8 exons. The record is from RefSeq and is a predicted model, not a curated record.